Molecule: messenger RNA, 2758 nt
Organism: Scleropages formosus (Asian bonytongue)
Lineage: Eukaryota; Metazoa; Chordata; Actinopteri; Osteoglossiformes; Osteoglossidae
Gene: mafba
Product: MAF bZIP transcription factor Ba
Exons: 2
Coding region: 464-1669 (401 amino acids)
Biological process (GO): regulation of transcription by RNA polymerase II
Cellular component (GO): nucleus
Molecular function (GO): DNA-binding transcription factor activity, RNA polymerase II-specific; RNA polymerase II cis-regulatory region sequence-specific DNA binding
Source: RefSeq, a predicted model, not a curated record
AGCACAGUCUACACUGAACGGUGAGGAGUGAGGAGUGAGCGAGGGAAGGGAAGGGAAGGGAAGGGAAGGGAAGCGAGUCCAAACCUCUGCGGCGCAGAGCUGGAAAGCUGCUCUCCAAGCGAAAAACAGACCCUUUCGUCUUCUUACCUCUGCUUCUGGCAAAAGGACAUACAGUAGUAAAAGAGCUGCUCCGGGAAGGAGCGGGAGCAUCGUCGGCGCUACUUGGUAGCCAGUUUUCUUUUUAUUUUUUUAAUUUUUUUUUUUUUUAAUUUAUUUAAGUUCGCUUCUGCUGAAAGGACUUUGACUCUUACUUUUGCACUGAGAAGGAAGAAAGAAAGAAAAAAAUCUACCUCCCUCCUCUUCUCGUCACUCCAAUCAAUGUCAGUCGCCGUGCAUUAGAGAGAAAGUUUUCUUUCCUUUCGUUCCCCUCUUCCUUUCUUCCCUACCCCGCGAUCACAGCUGCAUGUUGAUCAAUCCAGCUGCGGUGGUGGGAGAACCCAAAAAAAGAGACUUUCGCAUGCGAAAAGCGUCGGGGGCGAGCGAGAAGUCGGGCUUUGCGGCGUUGGCAGGUACUUUCUCCUAUUUGCAACACAAAGACACGAUGAGCGCAGAUCUGAACAUGGGUCCGGAGCUGCCCACCAGUCCGCUGGCUUUGGAAUACGUCAAUGACUUUGAUCUCAUGAAGUUCGACGUGAAGAAAGAAGCCAUGUCGGGGCUCGAGCGCUCCUCCGUGCGACAGUGCAAUCGGCUGCAGCCGCAGGGCUCCGUGUCCUCGACGCCCAUCAGCACCCCGUGCAGCUCGGUGCCCUCCUCGCCCAGCUUCAGCCCCACCGAGCAGAAGAACCACUUGGAAGAGCUGUACUGGAUGCCCAACGGCGGUUACCACCAGCAGAUCGACCCGCAGACGCUGAGCUUGACACCCGAGGACGCCGUGGAAGCCCUGAUAGGAGCCACGGCCCACGGGCAUCCUCCGCCGCCGCACGUGCAGCAGCAGCUCCAGCAAGGCGGCUUCGAGGGCUACAGAGCGGCCCACCUGCACCACAGCCACAGCCACCCGCAGCAGCACCACCAUCAGUACCCCGGGAUUUCCCAUCACCCCAACGAGCUGCCGGGUCACCCGGGGGCGCACGAGCACGCGCACAGCCAGCAUCACCACCACCACAGCCAGGACCCCGACAGCCCAUCUCCUACCUCACCCGGAUCCCACCAACAGCUCCACCACCGCCACCACCACCACCACCACCACCCGCACGCCCACCCGGGUCAGCAGGGUCACCACAGCGCGGGAGCAGGCGGUGGCCUCAACGUGGAGGACCGCUUCUCAGACGACCAGCUCGUGUCCAUGUCCGUGCGGGAGCUGAACCGGCACCUGCGGGGCUUCACCAAGGACGAGGUGAUCCGCCUGAAGCAGAAGCGGCGGACCCUGAAGAACCGCGGCUACGCGCAGUCGUGCCGCUUCAAGCGCGUGCAGCAGAAGCACGUGCUGGAGAACGAGAAGACGCAGCUGAUGAACCAGGUGGAGCAGCUGAAGCAGGAGAUCAGCCGGCUGGCCCGCGAGAGAGACGCCUACAAACUCAAGUGCGAGAAACUGAGCGGCACCAACGGGUUCCGCGAGGCUGGGUCCACCAGCGACAACCCGUCCUCUCCAGAGUUCUUCAUGUCGCUUUAAUCUGUUAGGAGCAUGGGAUGAGGUCGGAUUAGUCUUUUUACUGUGAUUUUUUUCCUUUUUUUUUUUUCCCCUUUUUUUGACUGUUCAGAAAUAUCUUUUGAAAAGGCUGCGUUUGGAAGGAGACCAUUAAGACUUGCAUUCUGCACUUGCCCGACAAAAACAGAAAAAUAUGAGAAAGAAAUGAGAGACUCCACAUAUGCAAACUUUGUUUCUUUCCUGUACCCCAGUUGGAACCUAAAACUGUCGAAAUGGGGGGCAUUUUAUGCAACAUCUCAUUGGUUUAUUGCCUGCUUGGUUAUAUAUAAAUAUAUAUUAAAAACAAAAUCUGCAUUAAAUAUUAAUCCUGCAUGCUGGACAUGUAUGGUAAUAAUUUCUAUUUUGUACUUUCUUUUCCUUGUGUAUCUUAAAAGCAUGUUGUUGAUCUAAGAUUUCCAUUAGCUGUUUUUGGGUUUUAGAUAUGAAGUAGUGACAGUAUCAGACAUUACUGGUCGUGCAGUUUCACAUUGUUUGGGGUUUAUUUAGCUUGUAAAUACUACAUCAAACUGCACAGCGACAUUUAAGGAGGCUGGUUUUAAACUUCUUUUUAUUUUUUUAAAGAAUUCAUUAUUUGGGUAUUACCUUUCAGAGAUAUGGGCAUUUUUCGCAGUUGCAUUAAAAGACAACAAACUUUGUAUAUUAAGUGCACUUUUUUUGGAUCUUUCUUUGGUAUUUGCAGUUUUCAUUUUGGGUUUUUUGCUGACCACCUUUGAGGAAGACAUACUAUUUAGAUACAUUCUAUAUGAUUUUUUGCAAUCAGAGAAACAUUGCAGUUUUAAUAAUAAUAGAUUAUGGCCUACAGAAGUGUCAGAUUGAAUACUUUUCAAUUAUAUUUGCAGCUAAUAAACUGAAUUCAUUGUGAAACAUGACAUAAGGUUGUUUUGCCACUGGCUAAUGAGGUACACCUUAUACAUUGACUGUCAAGUAGGUUUGUAUGAAAUUAAUUUCAGUAGAUGUUCACAGAUCCACCUUUAAGCAAGAGUAUUUAGCAGCAGGUAGAGCUCAGCCAUCAAUUGCAUAACCCAUUUUCAUUAUAUAACAUAAAGGAAACUU